AUGCUCAGAUUCGCAACAUCUUCCCUUGUCUCUCUCUCGCGGCCAUUUCGCUUCAAUCUUUCUCGCCGGGCGGUUUACUGUACUAAUUUACGCUGUGCUGUGUGUGAUUUUUUUUCCUUUCUUUGCGUUGAACUUUGCGUUUUCAUCCCCUGCAAUGGCUCCCAAGCGUGCUGCUUCUUUCAAGGCUGGUCUUCUGCUAUUUUCAUCUUCCAUUUUCUAAACCGUUCUAUUGUGUCCUUUUUUAUUUCCUCUCGCGUAUUUCUGUCUCUAUCAUUUCUUCCCAUCCGUUUUAAAGAGCCGAUCUUUAAUUCAAACCAACACAUCGUUUUUACUUGCUUCCUAUCUUUUCUUUUUCUUUUCUUCAUUGCUUCAUUUUUCCCCUCUUUUUUCAUUAGUUGCUUCUAUUCUUUGUUACAUCCACUCUUCCUUCUUUCCUUGUUUCUUUUUCCUUUCUUUUUUAAUUUCUUCUUCCUUUAUUCUCGUCAUCUUUCUUUCUUUCUUUCUUUCUUUCUUUCUUUCUACUUCGAUCGUUGUUUUCUCUCUCCAUUCUUUCCUACUAAGAACUAUACAUUAUCAUGUAUAUCUCUCACUUUGUUUCUAUAUCUAUCACUUUCCAUAUCUCUAUAUCUCUUUCUGUUUCUAUCUCACUCUACCCCCGUCUCUCUCUCUUUCUUUAUUUAUCUCUCUCUCUUUCUUUAUUUAUCUCUCUCUCUUUCUCUCUCUAGCUCUAUCUCACUCAUUUUGUCACUGUUUCUAUCUCUAUCUCUGUCUAGCUAUAGCUAUCUAUCUAUCUAUUUCAACGUCAUUACUGAGAAGAUAAUACUAAGUAAGGUGCUAGAAAUUGCGUAA
Messenger RNA from Acanthosepion pharaonis, 849 nucleotides. The record is from the annotation of a GenBank genome assembly. NCBI's taxonomy places the organism in Eukaryota, Metazoa, Mollusca, Cephalopoda, Sepiida, Sepiidae.